This is a messenger RNA of Haliaeetus leucocephalus (bald eagle), 1811 nucleotides long. It is a transcript of the gene ISCU, whose product is annotated as iron-sulfur cluster assembly enzyme. Gene Ontology annotation, molecular function: ferrous iron binding; 2 iron, 2 sulfur cluster binding. The record is from RefSeq and is a predicted model, not a curated record. The transcript has 5 exons. Gene Ontology annotation, cellular component: cytoplasm; mitochondrial matrix. Lineage: Eukaryota; Metazoa; Chordata; Aves; Accipitriformes; Accipitridae. The coding region runs from base 27 to 512 and encodes 161 amino acids. Gene Ontology annotation, biological process: intracellular iron ion homeostasis; iron-sulfur cluster assembly.
CCCCGCCUACUCCCGCCAGGCUCAAGAUGGCGGCGCUGAGGGCGGCGGGGGCGGCUCUGCUGCGGCCCGGGCGGGGGGAGGCGGCCGUCAGGCGGGGCUACCACAAGAAGGUGGUGGAUCACUACGAAAACCCGCGCAACGUCGGUUCCCUCGACCGCAACGCCAAGAACGUGGGUACCGGCCUGGUGGGCGCCCCGGCCUGCGGCGACGUCAUGAAGCUGCAGGUGGAAGUGGACGAGAACGGGAGGAUUGUUGAUGCCCGUUUCAAAACCUUCGGCUGCGGAUCAGCGAUCGCAUCGAGUUCGCUGGCGACGGAGUGGGUCAAAGGGAAAACGGUUGACGAAGCGCUGAAAAUCAAGAACACUGAUAUUGCUAAAGAACUCUGCCUUCCUCCAGUCAAACUGCACUGCUCUAUGCUGGCUGAAGACGCAAUCAAGGCUGCCUUGGCUGAUUACAAGUUGAAGCAGGAUCCAAACAAAGAAGAGUCAGAGAAGAAAGCAAACAAUGCCUAAAGUGACUGUAAAGCUUGUUCUCAUUCCACUUAAAUUUGCAGUGCAAUUAUUCUAGCUAUUAGUAGGAUCCUGCGCACUACUAAAUGAAGCUGUAAGAUACGCACAACUUGCGCACAACCUGUCACUGUUCAUGUGUGUACAGCCACUCUUGUAGUGCUUACAUGACUGGGAUGUGGGUAUUUCGGCAGCCUGUGUCCUGUCACGACUGUGUUUGAAAUGUUUGAGUGAAGAAGACUGCUCAACUGCAGAGAACUCGGUGACUUCUCUCUGGGGAGAAAAUCCUGCUGUUCCGGUCCUGGAAGGGCUGCACUUUUUUUGGAAGAUGUAUAGUUUUGCCUAAUAUUUUACAGAAUUUGGUGGGAAACAUUGCCUUGGUCUUAAUGUUUAUGUAGGAACUGCAGAUCAGUCUGUGUAACGAUGCAGUAUACAAAUGUGGGGCAGCACAUCUGCCCACAAAGUUCAGCUGUGUCGGAGUUUCAUUUUGCAACCUGUGUGCGAGUUUCUCUUCUGUGGGUUGCCGGGACGCUCUGGCAGGCACUAGAGGGCACUGACAAUAAAUACACUGCUGGGAGACCAGCAAGUAGCAGCUGGGUGUCACUGCUCCAGGAAUCCAGGAAGCACAGACCAAAGCUAGCAGGGCUUGAUUCUGCUGGCAUCCAGUCAUUACUAAUGCUUGCUUGCUUUUUUUUUUUUUUUUUAAGCUCCCAUUAGAGGAACAAUCUUAAUUUUGGAGUGUCUUCUAUAAGAAUGCAACCCUUGGGAUUGGCCAAGUACUCUGUUUAAAAGAGAGUAAAUGCACCCUCGGGUUUGAACCCAGGAGGGCAAUAGCACAGCUGGGGUGCAGAGCUGAGGGGAAGCUCCCAAGGGAGCAGGGGUUGGUCUGUGCCCUCUGCAGAUGAUGCCUCUGCACCCUGCCAGGCACAGUUCAGCUGAGCUUUGCAGGGGGAACAGGUCGUGGGGAGAGCGUCACUGAUGCUCAGCUACUGAGGAUUUGCACAGUGAGUGUGAGCUGGCUCCCUGGGAGCUGGGGGCACACCAACGUUUGAAAAUGAAAUGUUUUGCCAUUUGGCUUACCCUCCGUGCUCCAGGCCACUGUGCCCUCUGGUGGUUGCUCUUUCCCAGGGGAGUAUUUCCAUAGAUUUCCAAAACAAACAGAAAACACAUUUGAAAACUUUGCCUGCUCUUAAGAUUUUAAACCACCCCAAGAAAUCUUACUUGCCUUCUUUCAUACCUAGGGUGUUUUAAAAACAUUAAAAACUGCAUUUAAAAAUAAGUAGCUUGUUCUGAUGUAUCUGUCCA